GGCGAAUCGAAACGCAUCACCUUGGUGUUACAACAACCGCCGGGCGGUGGCGCUCCUCCCGGCCAACGCCACGUGGUAUUGGGUAGUUUGCCGGGCAAAAUCGUCCUUCAAGGCAACCAAUUGGCCGCUCUCGGACAAGCCAAAGGGACAACGGGUCAACCCGCCAAGGUGGUCACCAUCCAACUUCAAGUUCAACAACCACCCGCCGGUCAAACGGGCGCUCCUCAGAAGAUCCAACUUCUUCAACAACCCGCCGGCGGCCAAACGGCGCCGGUGACCGUCUCCUCCGUGCCGCAGGUGGUGGGCGGAGCCGGGCAGAGGUUGACGGUGCCGUUGAAGGUGGUCCUCCAACCUCAGAAGCGACGGUCGAAUCGGCAAGUCAAGCGGAAGAAAUACACCGAAGAUUUGGACAUCAAGAUCACCGAUGAUGAGGAGGACGAAGAGUUGGAUGUGACGGGACCGGUUCGAACCGAGCAGCUCCCGGUGCCGCAACCCCCCGCGCCGGAACCGGAGCCGGAGGGCGAGACGUUGCCCUCCAUGCAAUUUUUUGUGGAAAACCCCAGCGAGGAGGACGCGGCCAUCGUGGACAAGGUCCUCUCCAUGAGGGUGGUGAAAAAAGAGCUUCCGUCGGGGCAGUUCACCGAAUCGGAGGAGUUUUUCGUCAAAUACAAGAACUACUCCUACCUCCACUGCGAGUGGGCCACCAUCGACCAGUUGGAGAAGGACAAGAGGAUCCACCAGAAGCUGAAGAGGUUCAAGACGAAGAUGACGCAGAUGCGACACUUCUUCCACGAGGACGAAGAACCCUUCAACCCCGACUACGUAGAGGUAGACCGCAUCUUGGACGAGUCCCACAGCGUCGAUAAGGACAACGGGGAGCCGGUGGUCUACUACUUGGUGAAGUGGUGCUCCCUACCCUACGAGGACAGCACUUGGGAGCUCAAGGAGGACGUAGACGAAGGAAAAAUCGGAGAAUUUAAGCGUAUCCAAGCCCGGCAUCCGGAACUCAAGCGCUUGCCCCGUCCCCAAGCCGGUUCUUGGAAGAAACUGGAGCUCUCCCACGAGUACAAGAACCACAACCAGCUUCGCGAAUACCAACUGGAAGGGGUCAACUGGUUGCUCUUCAACUGGUACAACAGGCGAAACUGCAUCUUGGCCGACGAGAUGGGCUUGGGUAAGACCAUCCAAUCCAUCGCCUUCUUGCAAGAGGUCUACAACGUCGGCAUCCGCGGUCCUUUCUUGGUCAUCGCUCCCCUCUCCACCAUCACCAACUGGGAACGGGAGUUCAACACCUGGACGGAGAUGAACAGCAUCGUCUACCACGGCAGUUUGGCCUCCAGGCAGAUGAUCCAACAGUACGAGAUGUACUGCAAGGACUCGCGGGGUCGUCUCAUCCCCGGAGCCUACAAGUUUGACGCCCUCAUCACCACUUUCGAGAUGAUUCUCUCCGACUGUCCCGAGUUACGGGAGAUCGAGUGGCGUUGCGUCAUCAUCGACGAGGCCCAUCGCCUGAAGAACCGCAACUGCAAGCUGCUCGACAGCCUCAAGCACAUGGACCUGGAACACAAAGUCCUCUUGACGGGCACCCCGCUCCAAAACACGGUGGAAGAACUCUUCAGCCUCCUCCACUUCCUGGAGCCUUCCCAGUUCCCUUCUGAAGCAGAAUUCCUCAAGGAUUUUGGGGACCUCAAGACAGAGGAGCAGGUGCAGAAGCUCCAGGCCAUUCUCAAGCCCAUGAUGCUCCGUCGGUUGAAGGAGGACGUGGAGAAGAACUUGGCGCCCAAACAGGAGACCAUCAUUGAGGUGGAGUUGACCAAUAUUCAGAAGAAAUACUACCGGGCCAUCCUGGAGAAGAACUUCUCCUUCCUCUCCAAAGGCGCCGGUCACACCAACAUGCCCAACCUCCUCAACACCAUGAUGGAACUGCGCAAGUGUUGCAACCACCCCUACCUCAUCAACGGCGCGGAGGAGAAGAUCUUGGCCGAAUUUCGGGAAUCUUGCCACCACCACGUCCCCCACGACUUCCAUCUCCAGGCCAUGGUCCGCUCGGCCGGCAAGCUGGUGCUCAUCGACAAGCUGCUGCCCAAGCUGAAGGCCGGCGGCCACAAGGUGCUCAUCUUCUCCCAGAUGGUGCGCUGCCUCGACAUUUUGGAGGACUACCUCAUCCAGAAGAGGUACCUCUACGAGCGGAUCGAUGGACGGGUACGGGGUAACCUCCGCCAAGCCGCCAUCGAUCGCUUCAGCAAACCCGACUCGGAUCGUUUCGUCUUCCUCCUCUGCACGCGGGCGGGGGGGUUGGGCAUCAACCUCACCGCCGCCGACACCUGCAUCAUCUUCGAUUCCGAUUGGAACCCCCAAAACGACCUCCAGGCUCAAGCGCGGUGUCACCGGAUCGGGCAGAGCAAGGCGGUGAAGGUCUAUCGCCUCAUCACGCGGAAUUCCUACGAGCGGGAGAUGUUCGAUAAGGCCAGCCUCAAGUUGGGGCUCGACAAAGCGGUGCUGCAGUCCAUGAGCGGACGGGAGGGCAACAUCGCCGGGAUCCAGCAGUUCUCCAAAAAGGAGAUCGAGGACCUGUUGCGCAAGGGGGCCUACGCCGCCAUCAUGGAAGAGGACGACGAAGGUUCCAAGUUCUGCGAGGAGGACAUAGACCAGAUCCUGCUGCGUCGCACCACCACCAUCACCAUCGAGAGCGAGGGGAAGGGUUCCACCUUCGCCAAGGCGAGCUUCGUGGCUUCCGAAAACCGCACCGACAUCGCUUUGGAUGACCCCAACUUCUGGCAGAAGUGGGCCAAGAAAGCCGACCUUGACCUGGACCUGCUGAAUUUCCAGAACAACCUGGUGAUCGACACGCCGCGGGUGCGGAAGCAGACGCGACACUUCAGCACGCUUCGGGACGAUGACCUGGUGGAGUUCUCGGACCUGGAGAGCGAAGAUGAGGAGAGACCUCGGUCCCGUCGUCACGACCGGCACCACCACGCCUUGCACCACGCCUACGGUCGCACCGACUGCUUCCGCGUGGAGAAGCACCUCCUGGUCUAUGGCUGGGGCCGAUGGCGGGAGAUCCUCUCCCACGGACGCUUCAAGCGACGUCUUUCGGAACGAGACGUGGAGACCAUCUGCCGGGCCAUCUUGGUCUACUGUCUUCUCCACUAUCGCGGUGACGAGAACAUCAAAGGCUUCAUCUGGGACCUCAUCAGCCCCACCGAGAACGGCAAGGCCAAGGAGCUCCAAAACCACUCGGGUCUUUCCAUCCCGGUUCCUCGAGGUCGGAAGGGGAAGAAGGUCAAAUCCCAAAGCACCUUUGAUGUCCACAAAGCCGAGUGGAUCCGCAAGUACAACCCCGACACCCUCUUCCAAGACGAGAGCUACAAGAAGCACCUCAAGCAUCAAUGCAACAAGGUUCUGCUGAGGGUACGGAUGCUCUACUACCUGCGACAGGAGGUGAUCGGGGACCAGGCGGAGAAGGUGUUGGCGGGGGCGGUGGCCAG
Molecule: messenger RNA, 3488 nt
Organism: Nipponia nippon (crested ibis)
Lineage: Eukaryota; Metazoa; Chordata; Aves; Pelecaniformes; Threskiornithidae
Source: RefSeq, a predicted model, not a curated record